AUGUCUUCAAUCGAAAAUUGUACUUCUGCUCAAUAUAAACUUGAAAAUUGUACUUCUGCUCAAUAUGAACUUAAACAUGCUACUUCUACUACCGAACAACUACUUGUCUCUAUUACGUCUAGUAUUAACAAUAAUGAAGAUCUAGAAAUAGUAUGUCUUCUCUGUUCUAAAGAUAAAAGAAAAAUAUGGCUAUGCAAAAAUAAUGAUUCCAAUACAACAAAUCUUUGGCGUCAUCUUGAACGUUACCAUCCAGAUAGUAAACCAAAAUCAGGACAAGAAUUAUCUGAGUUUACACAAUUAGCUUUUAAAAAGUUACUUAAUAAAUGGAUACUAUUAAACCCAAAUGCAACUAUUUCUAAAGGAGAUACAAUUAGAAAUGAUAUCAUAAAAAGCUAUGAAGAUGAAAGUAUAGUUAUAAAAUCCUUACUUCAAAUCAUUCAAGAUAUUCUUAAACAAUUUAAAGCUGUCAAAAUUAGAUCAUUACCACAACGUCAUGAACAAUUUAUGCGUCAAGUUAGAGCCGCUGGUCUUGAGAAUUGUAAUCUUAUAUUGGAUAUUAAGACUAGAUAG
Molecule: messenger RNA, 570 nt
Organism: Dentiscutata erythropus
Lineage: Eukaryota; Fungi; Glomeromycota; Glomeromycetes; Diversisporales; Gigasporaceae
Source: the annotation of a GenBank genome assembly